AUGGGGCUACAAGGAUACAAGCAUAGCUGGAAAGAAAAUCGAAGACAUGCUAACAGCAAUGAGGAUCCUGCUAGCUUAAAUGCUCUAUCAAAAUCCAAUCCUUUACAAACAGGCCUUUCACAGGGUGUCACAAGCUGCACUCUUUUCAAUGUCUUCAUCAAUUACGUAGCCGAAUUGGUACAAACAGUCACGGGCAUCAAGUACUUACUUUAUGCAGAUGAUCAUGUUCCAUGGAAUUCCGCCCCUAAGAAAAACGCUAAGGAGAGGACAGAUAGUGCCAUAAUUGGUGUGGAAUGGUUAUCAACACCACGAAAACUGCAUUCCAAACCUAUUCUUUGGCCCGACAGCAUAAACCCACUUCUAAGGUACAAGGAUACUACCCUAGGAUACUACCCUAGGAAAAACCAAUGA
This is a messenger RNA of Rodentolepis nana, 411 nucleotides long. The record is from the annotation of a GenBank genome assembly. NCBI's taxonomy places the organism in Eukaryota, Metazoa, Platyhelminthes, Cestoda, Cyclophyllidea, Hymenolepididae.